Leguminivora glycinivorella is the source of this 3287-nucleotide messenger RNA. RefSeq lists its product as uncharacterized. The record is from RefSeq and is a predicted model, not a curated record. The transcript is spliced from 2 exons. The coding region runs from base 75 to 3287 and encodes 1070 amino acids. Lineage: Eukaryota; Metazoa; Arthropoda; Insecta; Lepidoptera; Tortricidae.
UCUUCGCGCAUGUGUUUUCUAUAUUAAUAUUUGUGGAGUGUGCAGCGCAGUGUAUUGGAAAAGUUAAGGUAAAUAUGAAUGAAGACAGUGAUCUACUUAUAUGCUUAGAUGAUGAAAAAGAGGAAAUACCAAAUGCAAAUAACAGAGAUGAAGAAAUGCGACCAAUUAUUAAUAAAAGCAAGGAAGACGAUGUUAAUACUAUUAAAAAACAACUCAAAGAAACUAAGGUAAUAAAAAAUCAAAGCUGCGAUCAAAAUUUAAAUGAUGAUUACAUACAAGUUAUUGAUGAUGAAGAUGAUUAUGAGCAAUCAGUUCAAAAAUUAAUAAGUGCUGCAAAUAGAAUAGGGAAAGAAGCCAUUAAGAGCAAACAAUUGAAAGAAGCAAAAGAAAAUAUAUUAACUAAUGAUAGUCAAAUACAUAAAAGUAAAUCAACAAGUGAUCAAAUCACAGAUCAUAUUAGUAUGUAUGAUCCAAGAAGCUCUGUACAAAGUUGUCUUAGAGAAAAAAGAAUUGCAGAUAUAACCAGUUACAAACCGAUUUACGAAUUUCAACAUGUCACGGAUGAUAUACCAUAUCGUACAAACGAAAAUCCUGAUAGAAGAACAAUGGAAGGCUACAUGCAAGAUGUGAGGCCUUUAAACAGUAUUCAAACUGCACGAAAUGUACAUAAUAUCCACCAUGAUAUAGAUAGAUCAGAAGAUAGUUUAACAACGGAUGAACAUUAUCCUACAAUAGACAGGCAUGGAUAUGCUCACAGAUCUGAAAUUCCCUUGAGUAAGGAUUUUUAUCCCUAUGAUCCAAUAAACAGAAAUCCUUAUUUAUAUAUACCUAGAAACACAAAUAGUUGUAAGUAUAAUGCAAUGCCCAUGGACACACACGAUUAUCUUUAUAUGCCACAAGAAAUGUUAAGCAGAGAUGAAUAUAGACGUGCUGAAAUGAGCAGAGUUCAACAAUUUUAUGCUCAUAGACCAGAUUUGAGUAGACUUGAUAACUACAACCAUAGUGAUAUUGAAAGAAAUGCUUACAGACCACUUGAACAAGUAAGAAGUGAUGAUUAUGGAAAUAUUAUGACCAAUGGAUUUCCUUACAGUUAUUAUAUACCUGAUAAUGCUUUAGAUGGCUAUCGGAAAUCAAUGAUGAGCAGACAUGCGUAUAGACCAGGUGGAAUAAGCAUUGAAGAUUAUGAACGCUCCUUGAGAAAUUUGCAAGUAUACGGCGACACUUAUAGACCACCGAUAGGUUUAAGUUUGAAUCCGUAUAGAUCAGUAGAAGUACCUCACCUUUACAAACCUAAAUUAGUAAAUACGGAUAGCUGUCGAGAACCGAUGGUAACAAGAAAUGAAUUCUAUCCAGGAACUGCAGGUACAAAUUAUUCCUACGAACCACGAAACGACCGCUAUAGAACUCAAUUUGGUGAUGCUAACAGGAAUGAAAAUUCUACACUGAAUUUAUCUUUCAAACGAGAAACAAUCAAUACCACUGCUAAUAAGCCAAGAAAUGGGAGUGAAGGUGAAAAUAACCUACAAACUACUUUAAGUGCAGGAAACCAAGUAUACAAAGCGCCAUUUGAUACUUUAUACAAUUAUCAAAAUGAUCCAAGGUACAGACCAAUAACAGGCCACAUGAGGAGAAAAACACCUAAUUUAAGUGUAAAUAAAGCAGAAUCAGAACAUAUGCAUACAUAUAGACUAGAAGUGCCUAUUAGAAGUGAUAGACCAGAUACAGUAAUUUUGAGUACUAAAAACAUUUAUCAUGAUAAAGAGCUUGUUGCAAAUGCCGAAUUUAAUGCGUUAGCUACAUCUGAAACAAUUUGUAACAACAAUCUUAAGAUUAAAAGUAUACAAACAAGUUCUAAAAUAAUUGAUAACAGUGGAGCUGCAUUAGAUAAAGAUGCUAAACAAUUUAUAAAUGAUCUAAACAAGGCACAUGAAGAAAAAGUUGAUUGCAAAAUAAAUUCAGUAGAAAAAAAUAGUAUACGACUAUUGGUCGUUUUUUUCACACGUGUGAAAGACCUCGUCAAAGACACUUUUCCAGAAUUUUCUAAAUCGCUUGAAAAAGAGAUUGGUAAUUUAGGAGCAAGGACGAAUAGUGGAAGACUGAAAACAGAUAUACAAUUCAUUUGUCCUUUAUAUUGUUCUGUGUCCACGUAUUCUUUACCCCGAUUUGACAAUACUGAAGACGAUAAUACGAUAGAAAAACAUGUAAAUCGCGCUAAAAUUUGUGAAGUGUGUAGUUGUAUUCAAAAUUGUUAUAAGUCGUACAGGAAAAAAUGUUUUAAUAUAGUAUCACAAACUAGUGAAAGUCCAGAUGUUGCAGAUAAAGAAUCUGAGAUACUAAACAUGCCAAAUGAGAGUGAAUCUAGAGUUCGAAUACAAACAGUUAUAUGCGCGCGACAAGCCACAGACAGUAAUAAAAUCGCUGUAGAAUCUAGGAAUAAUGAGGAUAUGGAUUUAAACGAGGAAUUGCAAAAAGAUAAAAACUACUUUAAUCCUGAUGGCAAAAUGAAUAAAAGUCAUGUAGACAAAAGGAUACAAGACUCAUUGUCCGUCAUAAAUUUCAACCUUUCUAACAAAAAUAUUGAAAACGCAAGCAAUUCUCCAGAAUGGGUUUCAACUAUAUGUAUUGAUAAUGAUGUAUCAUUACGUAUUAACACUCAUAGCAAGUGCAUGGAGAUUGAAAAACCAACUUUUAAGGGCAAACAAAAUAAAGAAGAAAUAAUAAUCGACUACAGUAGAAAAGCAAGACAGAAUUUAAAUGAAAACAGAGUCGUCGAGGAAAUUUAUCCCAAGGACAAAAAUGAAGCCAAGUUCAUUCUCUCCUUAUCGUUCAAUAAUACAUCUAAUGCAUCAACAUUAAAGGAUGAGAUAAUUAAACAACCGGACACCGUUUACACAUGUCAUAUAUGCAGUUGUACAUUCCCUUACUUCACGUUAUUUGUAAGUCAUAUGCAGAAAGAACAUAAUAUAAAUGAGGUUGACGAAGAUAUAUCAGAAGAAUGUGUUUCAAGAAAAUGUCCUUUCUGUGGAGUUUAUUCCAAACAGAAGAACCACAAUGAACAUGUUAAAAGAGCUCACCCAGAGAUUUUUACUCAUAAAGAAGAAACUAGUGAAACAGAAGCGACAAAAGUGAAUAAAAGAAGGAAAUCGAUGAAAAGAAAGUUCAUAUUUACAUGUCUGGUGUGUCAUAAGAACCUCAAGUCAUGGGAAGUACAAAGGCAUAGAGAGAUAGAACAUAAGGGGCUGAAGAUAGCGAAGAUGUUUACUAAGAAAUUAUCAAAUAUGGAUUAA